CACCAUGCUUCCAACCAGAAGGAAUGGAGGGCGAUCCAGACCUGCAGUUCCUCCUGCAAGGYGGAGACCUCCUCAAGGUCCUGUCCCCGUCCUGGAAGAAGACCCGUUUUCUCAAGCUGCAGGAGGACUGCAAGACCAUAUGGCGUGAAUCCAAGAAAACCUUCAAGUCGAACCAGACCUUUCCAGUUGACAGCAUCGCAGCAGUUCGACUUGGCCGCCAGUCGGAGGGUUUGAAGAAGAACACAGAAGAGCAGGUGGAGGGCCGCUCCUUCACCAUCGUGUUUAAGGGUCGCCGAAAGAACCUGGACCUCAUAGCUAGCUCGGAGGAGGAGGCCGGGAGCUGGGUGAGAGGUUUGGAAAAACUCGUCUCCAGCCUAAACAACCUCUCUGCCAAUCAGGCUAAAGAUCACUGGAUCUUCAGCUGCCUGAGGAAAGCAGACAAGAACCUAGACAGUAAACUGAGUCAGCAAGAGAUGAAGAACUUCCUCCAGCUGCUCAACAUUGGGCUGGAUGAUGACUACGCAGAGAUGCUCUUCAAGAAAUGCGACAAAUCAGAAUCUGGAUACCUYGCCGGAGCGGAGAUUGAGCAUUUUUACAAUCUGCUGACCCAUCGGGAGGAGAUCGACGUCAUCUACGGRGAGUACGCCAAAACCACGGGCUUCAUGAACGCCGGAAAUCUGUUGGAAUUCCUGAUGAAGGAGCAGAGGGAGAAGGUGACGUUAGCCGACGCCCAGAAGAUCAUUGAGAAGCACGAGCCAGACGAACAGGCCAAAGGGAAAAGUCUGCUKUCCAAAGACGGCUUCCUCAUGUACCUCCACGAUCCAGAGGCCAUGGUCUUCAAUCUSGACCAUAAGCAGGUGUACCAGGAYAUGCAGCAGCCCCUCAACCAUUACUUCAUCUCCUCCUCACACAACACGUACCUCAYGGAGGAUCAGCUGAAAGGACCCAGCAGCACCGAGGCCUAUGUCAGAGCUCUGCUGAAGGGCUGCCGCUGCGUGGAGCUGGAUUGCUGGGAUGGAUCAGACAACGAGCCGGUGAUCUACCACGGUUACACGUUAACCUCAAAGAUCCUCUUCAAAGACGCRAUCAAAGCCAUCAAGGAGUAUGCUUUCAAGAAAUCUGACUACCCAGUAAUUCUCUCCUUGGAGAACCAUUGUAGUGUGGAGCAGCAGUCCGUCAUGGCCCAACACAUGAGCUCCAUCCUGGGGAGCGCGCUCGUCACCACUCCCCUGGGCGACGGCAUGCCCACAAACUUCCCAUCGCCUGAGGAGCUGAAAGGGAAAUUCCUGAUCAAAGGAAAGAGAUUAAACAAACUCGAGGCCAGCUUCGCUGAAGCCGCAGAGGAGGCCGACAACACCGAUGUGACGGAAGAAGAAGAGUCGAGUAACGAGGCAGACGACGAACCAGCGGAGAAGACGAGCCAGAAAAAGCUGACGCUAGCCAAAGAGCUGUCCGACAUGGUCAUCUACUGCAAGAGCGUCCACUUCAACGGCUUCGAAGACGCCAGGAAGAACCAGAGCUUUUACGAGAUGGCGUCGUUUAAAGAGGGGAAAGCCAUGAAACUGGCAGAGGAGUCGGCAAAUGCCUACAUCCGCCACAACAUGGAGAAAYUGAGCCGCAUUUAUCCCGCAGGCUCCAGGACCGACUCUUCAAACUACAACCCAGUACCACUGUGGAACGCAGGCUGCCAAAUUGUCGCCCUGAACUUCCAGACUGCCUGCACAGAGUUGGACAUAAACCAGGGCAGAUUCCUGGUCAACGGCAUGGCCGGCUACGUUCUCAAACCGGCCUACAUGAGGGAUGCUGCCACCGAGUUCGACCCCAUCACCCUGACCCGAGGAGACUGGCUGCAGCACAAGACGCUGCAUGUCAUGGUUAUAUCAGGUCAGCAGCUCCCCAAAGUCAACCAGAAGGAAUCCUCCAUYGUGGACCCGCUGGUUAAAGUGCAGAUCUACGGAGUGCCGGCUGAUGUUGCAGAGAAAGAGACCAGUGCUGUUGCGAACAAUGGUUUCAACCCAAGUUGGAAUGAGAACUUCCAGUUUGACGUGUAUGUGCCAGAGCUGGCGCUGGUUCGCUUUCUCAUAGAGGACCACGACUCGAUGUCUGACAACGAGUUCAUCGGACAGUACACACUUCCGUUCAACAGCCUCAAAAUGGGAUACAGACACGUGCCUCUGCUCAACAGGAAUGGAGACAAGCUCCCGUCAGCCGGACUCUUUGUGCACGUCAUGGUCGUGGAUGCUAAAUGAAACACCAGACUGUGUCUCCCCCGCCUGCGCCACUGCAACAAACCUGAACCUUGUUCACACAGCAACCAUGUUUUUAGAUUUUUAUUUUUUAUUUCUUUUAGAGGAAAGCUAACUUAUAGAUGUUAUUAUAGUAGUUUAAAAUUAGACUGCAAACGCAAUACGAGGAUUAUGGAUUCAUUGUCAAUUAUGUUGCAGACACAAUGCAAUGCAACAACUAACUCAUGUCCUCAAUUUUAAUUAGAUUUUUAAAAAUUUUUAUGUAGUUUAAAGAAAAACAUCCUGGAAACGGCAUGCUUCGUUUUCACCAAUAGAUUCAGCCAUUAAUGAUUUAGUUUUCAUGUACCAUCAUCUGACGUUUUUCCUUUUUUAUCAUCAGUAAACACUUUAAAAGUGAAACGUGUGGGUUUUUUUAAAAUUUAUUUUGCAUCAGACUGUCCAGCAGAUGAGUCUGGAUGUGCCUCAGGAGCCUCACAAGGAGAGUGGCUUUCGUCUUUCCACAGAAUAAGAUCGUUGCCAAGUGAACUUUGGGUUGACACACCCUUUGUACACAGCGUGUCAAUAAAAGACAGUAAAGGAAGUGCUACAGUAAUGUGAAGUCAAAGCUCAACGAUCUCAACAGGACAUUAAUUAGAAAAGGGGGUAAUUAUUUUUAUUGCAGUGGCUUUUGAAAAAUAAAAAUCCAACAUUAUUUUAAUUUUAUUCCAGAUCCAACACAUGGUGUUCUUGAGUUAAGUGGAUGCUUAAUUUGUUCAUUGCAAAUAUAAUCAGCUGAUGUUUCUUUCCAAUAAUAAAAAUAAUGCAGCACACUUAAACCUGCAUCUUAAAAUCCCUUUUUUUAAAGUUUGCUACUCAUUUAAGGUUAAAAUCAGCCAUAAUCACACAGUUAUGAUGUAAGCUAAUUACAAAAGACACUAAUUUUAGUGAUGUUACACACAGUAACUUAGAAAUAAUGAAGCAUCUGGUGUUGGCUGGUUGGUGUGAGGGGGGGGGGCAAAAGAAAAUCUGCAUAGGAUCCCAAAAAGGCUUGGAUUUAUUCAGUCUGCAGUGCGGUUAACAGUGUAAUAAAAGAAGUGGCAAAUACUUUUUCAGAGCUUUGUAUGAUUAAAAAAACCCAGACAUGAAAAAUUUAUAGUUUCAAUGAAGUCUUUAUUAAGAAAAAGAAAAAAAAAUGCUCAGAAUGACAAACACUGCCAAAAGUCAAAAAACCAGCGUGUUUAAAAAAAAAAAAAAAAGAAAAGUGAAGAACCUGAUCCAAAUAAAAACCACCGUGGCUUAAACUCAAGUGUUUCCGAACUUUGGUGUUAAUACAAAUUGAUCAAUGUGAUUAUAAGUGAAAAUGAUACAUGGUGAAAAAAAAAAAAAAA
Messenger RNA from Poecilia reticulata (guppy), 3613 nucleotides. Its product is annotated as 1-phosphatidylinositol 4,5-bisphosphate phosphodiesterase delta-1-like. Gene Ontology annotation, molecular function: phosphatidylinositol-4,5-bisphosphate phospholipase C activity. The record is from RefSeq and is a predicted model, not a curated record. NCBI's taxonomy places the organism in Eukaryota, Metazoa, Chordata, Actinopteri, Cyprinodontiformes, Poeciliidae. Gene Ontology annotation, cellular component: plasma membrane. Gene Ontology annotation, biological process: lipid metabolic process; intracellular signal transduction.